AGAACUGCUGCAACUGGACCUGAAUUGGGGCGUGGAGAAGGAGACGACUUUGACGAUCUAUUUCGUCCUCAGGACGAUGUUCCGACAUUGCCUCCAAAUCUUGGGCUUAUUGGUGCUGACGGUCACGGUGGUAGAACGCGAACAGUGUCCUCGGUCUUUUCUGGAUUCUCCUAUGCUGUGCGACAGCGGAGUUUCGGAUCUGCCCAACGGGGACGGCAAAUAUCCGGUUAUUCCGAAGUGGAGCACAACUAUGCAGGUGGAGCCCCCGCCUGUCCUAGUGCCAACUACAACAGUGGUGGAAAGCGAAUGAAUAUACAGGUUGCUGCUAGUUGUAGUCAAGAUCGAGCUUCCUCUAGUCCUGAGGACGCUGCGCGGGUCUGGCUGUUGCGCCGCAGACUUCACUUAGUUUUGAACCAGCUGAGUCGAGCAGUAGUGGAGGAAAAUUUUUUUACACGCGGAGCUUUGCAGUUUCUUGAUUUCGC
Amoebophrya sp. A25 is the source of this 482-nucleotide messenger RNA. Lineage: Eukaryota; Dinophyceae; Syndiniales; Amoebophryaceae. The record is from the annotation of a GenBank genome assembly.